Messenger RNA from Selaginella moellendorffii, 1599 nucleotides. RefSeq lists its product as uncharacterized. The transcript has 6 exons. Lineage: Eukaryota; Viridiplantae; Streptophyta; Lycopodiopsida; Selaginellales; Selaginellaceae. The annotation marks the transcript as partial. The record is from RefSeq and is a predicted model, not a curated record.
AUGGUACAAACAAGAAGAGAAAAUCCUCCAGCAUUCAGGACGUCCCAAACCUCAGAUUCCAACAAGCAACAAGGUGACUGCCUCAGGGUUGCUGCCAUUGGCACUAAGGAGCAGCUGAAGGCAACAAAUGAUGCUGAGGAGAAGCGGUACUGGCGGAGAAGGGAGGAUCAGCUGAGGCAAAACGAGAGCCAGCUGAGGCAAAAGGAGAGCCAGCUGAGGGAAGAAAAGCUUAUCUUACUCAAGGCGCCUGCCACUGCCACUGAUUCUGAUGUGCAAGCUAUCUUGGACCAAGUAUGGAAUAAGAUACAUAGAGCAGAUCGACAACUUCCUAAGCCAAGUCAUUUUAAGGCCAGUUAUCCAGACGUUUGCAAAGGGACGGUUCCUCAAGCUCCUGGCAGUCGCAAACCUUGCCUUCUCUGGCAUUGCCUCGAGGAGCCUUUUCGGGCCUCCAAAUACAUUCUGGAUCAAGUGGAUAUAGCCCGUCCUGGCCUGGUGGUCCUUUUCGAUGUUUCUGGCUCUGGAAAGACUCGAACACUAUAUGAGAUUGCAGUCGACCGUUUGGCUCUGUAUUUUGUUGGUGUUCCUAUGGGACGGAUUGGAUCGGAGGGCUCUGCAGACUUGGAUGCGCUGGUUAGUCGGCUAAUGGUUCUGUAUCCAGGAAACCAGUCAAUUCCGAUGCGCGUGACGCGGUGCUGCUUCAAAGCUGUUCUUCUCAGCAGAUUCUUCAUCUUAGACAAGUUGAAGGAGGUAGCAGGAAGCAUGCCACCUCAGGUUUGGGCCAAGUACUGGUUGUUUAAGCAGGUUGGAUUUGCGUUACUACCCUUCAAGAAUGACCCGUUCUACGUUCUAAGUGAUAGACUACUCGAGUUAGUAUCCAGUGACUGUGGGAUCGAAGAGGUAUUUGAUCGUUUGAUCGAGACACACAAGAGGGACUGGAGUGGGCCGAUUAUACUCGACGAAUGCCAGGUGGUGCAGGACACCUUGGUGAAUAGGUUUGAUUCACCUACAGCUGGGUCAAGAACAAGAUCUCUAUUGGAUGUGUUUGUGCCGGUGUUGGUCGAUGCUGGGUUUCGCACAAGCACGUUCUACUAUUCUGGUACAGGAGGAAGUAUGGUUUCUGUUGCACGCAAUAUUUCUGCUACACUCAAACAGAGAUUUUCAGUUGCAGUGUUCUGUCACUUUGGGGGAUUUUAUGAGGAGGCCGACCUGAAGGAUUAUGCUAGUCGGAUCCUUGAAGAUACAUCACAGGUGGAUUUUCACAGGGUCUUCCAGCUAUACAAGGGGCGGUAUAGGUUUUUCGUUUCAGCAUUAGAAUCGUUUAUCUCUGAAAAGCUACCGCUCAGCAACGCAACUGCUUACUUCGUUGAUACGCCAAAGAGGUUUCUACUACAGAGUACAGGCCAAUGGCAGUUAACACUUUGGGACGGAUUCUAUGGAUUGAAUGCUACGUAUGUUGCUGUCAAGAACCCCAGCUUGAGUUUAAUUCAAUACGGACUAGCGAGGUUGGAUGGCCGUCGGACGCUUGAAAUGCAAGAUUUGGAUUCUUGGAAGGACGAGUCAGACACAGCGAACGUUCUAUUGCGUAUUGAGGAGCCUCUG